AUGCAUUUCUUCACCCUCCUCAUCCUGGCCUACGCCGCGCUGACCGCCGCCGUGACCUGCGACGUCCGUGGCCAGGUCCACAACUACUUCGACUGCUUCAAGUGCCCCGCCCUGGCCUGCGGGUACAGCAAGCGCACCUUCAUCACCAAGGGGCUCACGCGCGACGUCAGCUGUCUGUGGACCGACGGCGAGCGGUACAAGGGCAUCAAUAACUGGUACUAUGUCCCGAGUGACAAGUGCUAUAUCUGGGGUGGACGGAUUGACACCAAGCACUGCAAAGGAAUCUCCAAAAUCCCCAAGUGCGAGCCGUGCAACCCCCAGCCUGGAGCGCCGGUGCCUCUGCCCGUGGCUCCGCCUCCGGCUGCGGCUGCGGCGGCUGCGGCGGCUGGGGUCAGUGGUGGUGGCCCGGGAGGUCGGCGCGAUUUGGAGGAGGAGAGGGAUGUAGCGGUGGAGUUCGAAGCGUAA
Messenger RNA from Aspergillus japonicus CBS 114.51, 465 nucleotides. RefSeq lists its product as uncharacterized. NCBI's taxonomy places the organism in Eukaryota, Fungi, Ascomycota, Eurotiomycetes, Eurotiales, Aspergillaceae. Bases 1 to 465 code for a protein of 154 amino acids. The record is from RefSeq and is a predicted model, not a curated record. The transcript is spliced from 3 exons.